This is a messenger RNA of Austrofundulus limnaeus, 509 nucleotides long. Its product is annotated as zinc phosphodiesterase ELAC protein 2. Lineage: Eukaryota; Metazoa; Chordata; Actinopteri; Cyprinodontiformes; Rivulidae. Gene Ontology annotation, biological process: mitochondrial tRNA 3'-end processing. Gene Ontology annotation, molecular function: 3'-tRNA processing endoribonuclease activity. The record is from RefSeq and is a predicted model, not a curated record. Gene Ontology annotation, cellular component: mitochondrion.
CACCACGUCUCAGGCCAUCGCCRUCGGGAUGAAGAUGAACGCAGACUUCAUCAUGUUGAACCACUUCAGCCAACGUUACCCCAAGAUCCCCAUCCUCAGUGAGGACCUACCCAACCGGGUGGGAGUAUCCUUCGACCACAUGAAGCUUCGCUUUGCAGACUUUAAAACCCUUCCCAAGCUGAUCCCGGCCCUGAAGAGCCUGUUUGCAGAGGAACUGGAGAUGAUGGAGGAGAGGAUAUUGAAGGCAGAACUGAGGUCCAGACGAUGGGAAUCGAAACAGGCCGGCCUGUCUGAGGCCGAGCGAGGAGGAAAGAGAGAACCUGACAAGGUGGUGGCGCCCGGCGAGGACGCCAAGAGACUGAAGCUCAGCUGAUCCCAUAGGAAGUCUGCCUGACUGCAGCUGUUAUUUACAAGAGUUUUAGUUGCUGUUUUUUAUUUAAGUGCAGAAAACAAAAUGAGCUGUGAGGAAAGUUUGUUUUUCAUUAAACAGAACGAAGCAAAACACUGGA